Messenger RNA from Salvelinus sp. IW2-2015, 1445 nucleotides. Its product is annotated as calmodulin-like protein 4. Gene Ontology annotation, cellular component: myosin II complex. Gene Ontology annotation, molecular function: calcium ion binding. NCBI's taxonomy places the organism in Eukaryota, Metazoa, Chordata, Actinopteri, Salmoniformes, Salmonidae. The record is from RefSeq and is a predicted model, not a curated record.
CCACAACCCUGGCACUGCAAGCACCAUGCUCUAAGCACCAUGCUCUACCAACUGAGCGGAAUACAGAGUACACGCCAGAUGUAGUGRGGUAUACACAUACCAAAUUAUUAUAUGCUGURUUAGUACAUGGCUGGAUUGAUAKACAGUGACCUCUAGUGGUGAUGUUAUAUAUUGCAGCUACCUCAGGAAAUGUAUAUAUUAUUCAGUGUCAUCACUGUCUUGUCAUCUGUCCUUUCACUAGACAUUAAAUGGUAUUGAAUUGAAAUGGGGGAGUUCUAUUAGUUGAGCAAGAUCAAUCAUACUUACGCCCACUUUUAAUAUAGACAAAGUUACUUAUCUUACUGAAGAAUUAAACUUUUUAUUAAACUAUUAUUUCCAUAUACUGUAACUUGUCUGCUAAUGGCCACGCUGUGUAGUUUAACAUAUCCUGGUUGUCAUAUCAGAUAAUAAGGUAGUGAUACGUAUUUGAUAGAAGAGAAAGGGAGAGGAUAAUAUGAUACCUUGGAUCCACUAUCUCAGUUUCCACAGCAACCGGUAUUAAAUAACAUGCACUCUGUGGCGGACUUUGAACUGGCAGGCAGAUGGGUGUGGAGACAGGUGAGGUAAGCCAGUUGCAUUCCAGGAAGAGAGAUCUCUGACUACAGACAUGGCUAAAUUCCUGUCAGGAACUCAGAUCAACGAGUUCAAGGAAUGUUUCUCCUUGUACGACAAGAAGCGCAAGGGGAAGAUUGAAGCCAAGGACCUGAUCACAGUUAUGCGCUGUCUGGGGACGAGUCCCACCUUCGGRGAGAUCGACCGRCACCUGCAGAUCCACAAGAUAGAUAAGAAGGGCGAGCUAGACUUCUCCACCUUCCUGACCAUGAUGCACCGGCAGAUCCAGCAGGAGGACCCCAAGGCGGAGAUCCUGGAGGCCAUGAGGAUGACGGACAAGCAGAAGAAGGGCUACAUCCUGGCCUCGGAGCUCCGGGCCAAGCUCACCAAGCUAGGAGAGAAGCUCACUGAUAAAGAAGUGGACGAGCUUUUCAGAGAAGCCAACGUGAAGUCUAAUGAGGUGCACUAUGAGGAGUUCACCAGGAUGGUGACACUACCGUCAGUGGAUUACUGAGGGACAGGACAGGAGGAGAUGACGACCUUUAUGACAGGGAAGCAUGGUCAUGGAAGUGACCUGGUUAUGCUGCACUGAGCAUUACCAACCAUCUGCAUGCACUGAGCAUUACCCAACCACCUGCAUGCACUGAGCAUUACCCAACCACCUGCAUGCACUUAAUUUAUUGAUCAUCUAGGUUUGUGUCUAUUGUACGCUACUUUCUAUCAUUUAUACUAGUGCAUUUGAUAAUUAAAUGAUGUAUUUUUUUUAAUUGAGGGUUUUUAUUUGACUUGCUGCAGGAAGAGUAGCUGCUGCAUGUGCAAUAUGUAAUGGACAUUAAAAUAAACAAUCAACUAAA